AUGACAAUGCUCGACUCUGCAUUCGAUAGAGAGCGAGCCGAAAUCGUAACUCGCUUGUUGAAGGUUACUGAUCAACUGGCUGCGACUCGUGAACUUUUGAAAGAUUUUGAAGAAGUCUGGGUCCACCCGAUCACGACUAAAAAAAGAGUCAGAGGACAAACGAGAGCUCAGCUUUGGGUUAUGACAAAAAUCAUGGAACGAGAAAUUCAAUUCAAUCAAAUGAUAUGGGAAUUAACAGCGGCACAAGCUCAUGAAACGGAGGCGAUUCUAAGAGAGACACUCCAUGAUGAGUUGAAAAAGUUCCAAUUGUGA
This is a messenger RNA of Caenorhabditis briggsae, 312 nucleotides long. The coding region runs from base 1 to 312 and encodes 103 amino acids. The transcript has 2 exons. The record is from RefSeq and is a predicted model, not a curated record. NCBI's taxonomy places the organism in Eukaryota, Metazoa, Nematoda, Chromadorea, Rhabditida, Rhabditidae.